Fonsecaea multimorphosa CBS 102226 is the source of this 2874-nucleotide messenger RNA. RefSeq lists its product as uncharacterized. The coding region runs from base 1 to 2874 and encodes 957 amino acids. The transcript has 2 exons. The record is from RefSeq and is a predicted model, not a curated record. Lineage: Eukaryota; Fungi; Ascomycota; Eurotiomycetes; Chaetothyriales; Herpotrichiellaceae.
AUGUCGCUCCCCAAUCUCGCCAUUCCUCCUUCCACUCCCUCCCACGCCUCUCCUCCUCCCAAACCGACCCAGAUAAAGUUCUAUCGUCCUGCGCAAAUGGCCCUUUUCGCCAAAUUGGCAACAUAUCCUCCACUGGCCCAGGUCACGGUCGUUUCUCCGACAAGAGACAAAUUCAACUUCACAGUCGUCCUCGAGUCCUCGAAAUCGUUACCGGAACGACCGUGGGAGGUUUCGAUUUGGUACGAUCAUGCGAGCUACUCCGGGACCAAGGCUCCCUGGCAUGCCCUCGAUCUGACAUUAGUCGACACCCCUCCAGCGGUUCUUUAUGACGAUACUCAAACGGAUAAUUACCGCUACACUUUUUCUGGAGACCUUGACAGCCCAUUCAGCUCGGCCGACAAAACUUACAAGGGUCGAAGAGUUCCCUUUACUGUCCGCUAUCGAGUGGAUCCCAAUUCGGAAUGGUCUUGGGUCUAUCACAAUUUUGGUAUCCGCGAUGGCGAACUCAUUCUACAGCCUCCCGUCGACCCCAACUUCCUCGGCGCAUCACCAGUCGAAGUGGGUGAAGGUUGGACUCUUCGGAAGACUCCCAGCGAUGCUCCUGAAGCACGCCUCUACACUAUCGAAUCAGCUCACCCCAUCCCUUCCGAAGGUCAAGGGAAUGCCAAAGCUGAAUCGCUCGUUCUGGGCAGAGUGACUCAACUUUGCCGAUGGUUUGCGCUGGUACGGAUCUGGGAACCAUGGUUUGCCCCUCGGCAUGGUGAGCAUCAGCUGCAUUUGUCGGAGCCAGCGAUAUUACUGUCUUUCCUAAGAUCCGACGGUCUACAUGUCGUGAUCCUGGCCAUCAACGGAGUUGACGACGUCCUUACCCAAUUCAGCUCGACACACGAAGGCGAGAUUGUGGUUCAAGCAAGAAAUGACUCGGGCCGGGAUCGCAAGUUCAAGGUCCUGGCGGCUUCGGCAUGGAAGUUCGAAAUCGCAAAUGCUGCCGUCAUGUACGAGAUGCGAAAGCUGGUCCGACAGUCUGCAGCCUAUCAGCAAAGCCUUGAACGACUAGAGCAGCUGCCGAAGAGCAUCAGAUCGGAGUCCCUUGACUCGGACACGGUUUUAGUCAAUCACGGCACACCCUCGUCCCACCAACCUACGCUCAAUCCACAGUGGUUGGCAGGGUGGUACGACAGCCUGGCGUACUGCACGUGGAAUUCUCUCGGGCAAGAUCUGAAUGCCGAAAAGAUUAUGGCAGGGCUGGAUUCACUCGCACAACACCAGAUUUAUAUCUCAACUUUGAUCAUCGACGACAACUGGCAGUCUCUUGAUGGCACUCAAGGAGCCACGAACCAGUUCCAUCGAGGGUGGAAGGACUUCGAGGCAAACCCUCUGGGUUUCCCCGACGGGCUCAAGUCUUCAAUAGACAAAAUCAAAGAGGCUCACCCUAAGAUACGCGACGUUGCUGUUUGGCACGCCUUGAUGGGCUACUGGGGUGGCAUCUCUCCCGAAGGCAAUAUCGCGAAGAAGUACAAAACGCUCGAGGUCACCUUCCGUGACGGAACUCCCAUGGCUGGACGCAAGCUCACCAUCCACCCGGACGACAUCCAUAGAAUGUACGAUGACUUCUACCGCUUCCUGUCCAAUGCAGGAGUGACUGGUGUCAAGACUGACGUCCAGUUUUCACUUGAUCUUCUGGCGGACACAUCUGAUCGACGAUCAUUUACCAACACCUACCAAUCUGCGUGGACGCAGGCACAUCUACGCCAUCUGUCUGGAAAAGCCAUCUCGUGCAUGUCGAUGAUUCCACAAAUCCUCUUCCACAGCUUCCUUCCUACGACGACACCGAGGAUUCUACUCCGCAACAGUGACGAUUUCUUUCCCGACGUUCCGACCUCCCAUGCCUGGCACGUCUUUGUCAAUGCGCACAACGCUCUGUUUACCCAGCACCUGAAUAUACUUCCUGAUUGGGACAUGUUCCAAUCAAGUCAUCCGUACAGCGGCUUUCACGCAGCUGCACGUUGUGUAUCCGGUGGACCUAUCUAUAUUACAGAUACCCCUGGGGAGCAUGAUGUGGAUUUGAUCCAUCAGAUGACAGCUCUGAAUCCGAGAGGUCAGACAGUCAUCUUGCGUCCGAGUUGCGUUGGCAAGAGCAUGGGCGUCUAUGACAAGUACGAUGAGAAAGGGGUUCUCAAGAUUGGUGUCUACGAUGGGAGGUCAGAUGUUGGUUCGGGAAUGCUGGGUGUGUUCAAUAUCGCUGAGUCGGAGGUCAGCUUCAUCCUGCCAAUCAUAAAAUUUCCUGGCGUGAAUGCACCAGCCUCAACCAACGGCGCGACGCAAGUUUCGAGUAGGAAGUGGAUCGUCCGCUCACAUAUGUCGAAACGUAUCACGUCCCCCAUUCACCCAUCCGACCCGAUCCGAGCAGAUAGCCUGCUUCAAUGCACGCUACCCUCACGAGGCUACGACGUCUGGACGUCCCUUCCUGUGCACACAUUUAAGCUCCCCGUUUCGAAUUUGGAAGUCGACGUCGCCGUGCUGGGUCUGCUGGGUAAAUUCACAGGCGCGUGCGCGAUUGUGGAAUCGAUCUUCAACCAUGCUGAAGUGGACUCUGAAUCUGGUCCUCAUCGACUGAAGAUACAUGUGCAAUUAAAGGCCCUCGGUGUACUCGGCAUUUGGAUUUCAGAUGUCCAGUCUCAACAGCGGAAGGUGGAAGACACGAUGGUCAUCAUCCAAGGAAAGGCCGUGCCACAACACGUUGUUGGAUUUAAAGCAGAACAUGGUCCCAAGGGAAGUGGUGUUCUCGAGAUCGACGUUGCCUCGGCAUGGGAGGAGAUGGAACUGGAGCCUGGAUGGAGCAAUGAGGUCGGUGUCGACGUCUUUCUCCAGUGA